Messenger RNA from Lagopus muta (rock ptarmigan), 5288 nucleotides. It is a transcript of the gene RAB23, whose product is annotated as RAB23, member RAS oncogene family. The transcript has 7 exons. The coding region runs from base 242 to 955 and encodes 237 amino acids. Gene Ontology annotation, molecular function: GTPase activity; GTP binding. Lineage: Eukaryota; Metazoa; Chordata; Aves; Galliformes; Phasianidae. The record is from RefSeq and is a predicted model, not a curated record.
GGGCGGGCACCUCCCAGACAGGACCGCGGUCCUGACGGCGUUUCCGGGCGGGGGAGCCGGGAUGUGCGUCCGGGUUGGGUCGGCCCCAGCGAGCGGUUUCCUCUCGUCUCCCUUCCUCCGCCGCCUCCCUCCCUCCCUCCAUCCUUCCCUUCCUCGCUGUCUCCGAGGCGGAGCCGCCGCCGCUCCAGGAGUCGGAUUGAUAGAUUGGUGAAUAAGCCAGAGAGGCACCUGAGCUGCAGAGAUGUUGGAAGAGGACAUGGAGGUGGCCAUCAAGGUGGUAGUGGUAGGAAAUGGAGCUGUUGGGAAGUCCAGUAUGAUUCAGCGAUACUGCAAGGGGAUCUUUACAAAGGACUACAAGAAAACUAUUGGUGUAGAUUUCCUGGAAAGACAAAUCCAAGUUAAUGAUGAAGAUGUCAGGCUAAUGUUAUGGGACACUGCAGGUCAAGAGGAAUUUGAUGCAAUAACUAAGGCCUACUACAGAGGAGCCCAGGCCUGUGUUCUCGUGUUUUCUACAACUGACAGAGAGUCCUUCAAAGCAAUCCCUACCUGGAAGGAAAAAGUGAUGACUGAAGUUGGAGACAUUCCCACAGUUCUUGUGCAGAAUAAGAUUGAUCUUCUGGAUGACUCUUGUAUAAAGAACGAAGAGGCAGAAGCACUGGCAAAAAAGCUGAAGUUAAGGUUCUACCGAGCUUCUGUGAAGGAGGACCUCAACGUAACCGAAGUUUUUAAGUAUUUGGCUGAUAAAUAUCUUCAAAGGCUCAAGCAGCAAACAGCUGAAGAACCAGAACUAGUACAUACAAGCAGCAACAAGAUUGGUGUUUUCAAUACAGCCAUUGGGAGUCACCCCAACCAGAAUUCUGACACCCUUAACGGCGGAGAUGUCAUCAACCUCAGACCAAACAAACAGAGAACCAAGAAAAGCAGAAGUCUUUUUAGCAACUGCAGCAUACCUUAGACUGCUUUUGGAGGGAAAAGAGAAGAGUAAACGUGAAUGGGAUCAAGUUGUGCAAUUGAAUGCAGAGUAAAGCUUUAGAGGUAUUUUACCAGUGCUUUAGCAAAUCUUGUGCCUAUGGGAUCCUUGCUUGGUGGAUUUAUCUAAAAUUGCUGAUGCAGUGUUUUUUGGUGUGUAGAGUGAGACACCUGGCGGCAAAGCGCAGAACUGUGGCUGCCCCGUGCACUUUUUUAACAAUUAUUAAGCAAACUUCUCCAUUUUGAAGGAAUUAUUUAUAGAGCUAUAAACUAGGCUUUGCAGAAUUGAGAAGCACCUGUAAAGUAAAGAUAAUACACACACAUAGGUACAGACUGUAACAUUGUGGCCCAAGAUAAACAACUUCAUGUCUAAAUUUCAAAGGAAGUGUCAGCAUUGGUUAGCCAGCACACUAAGAAGUUAGCAGAAGAGCAAAGUGAAGACAUCACAUUGUAUGCCUUUCUCUGUUAGCGUGGAUUCUGGUGGUUCUGUCAGUUCGAUAUGCUCCUGUUACAUGUAUGUUUGUGAGGUAUGUAUGUAAAUGUUGGGUAUGAAUACUUUUGCUAAAUUCGGGUGUAUUCAACACGUGGAGGUCAGCUACUGAUGAUGAAAUAGCAUCUUCACAAGAAUUUUUCCUUUUAAAAUGUUACCUUUCAGAUGAGGCUUUCCCAGCUGCUGCUGUGUGUGUUGAACUUGCUAUACUUGGGCCUGAACGCUUAGAUUUAAAAAUAGACAGUGCCAAAAACGCUCCUUCUUUUUACCUAAUGCUGCAUUGCAGAUGUUCUUGUAAGUUUGGCUUUCCUCAGUCUUAACAGGUUGAUCAAAUAAGUGUUUGACACUAAUAGAUAUCCAGAUGGAACAGUCAUAUUCCUGUCCAAGUGUGAUUGCUGUGUCCUGUACCAUCCAUGACAAAGGAACUUGCAAGGUGUCACAAAAUACUUAUCUUCUUUGGAGAAAUUUCUUGUAGUCCUGCAAACCAGGUUGCAGAGGAUCCAAAACACACAGCUAAUUACUGAUUUGCAGUAAUGAGACAUUCCUUAACGUUGUUGCUGCUACUUACAGAGAAUCUAAUUCUGCAAGAUCGGAGACAUGGCAAAACAAUUUUCAAAGUACGUAAGUAAUUUUAUAGAACUGAUUUAGACAUUUAGGAGCCCAAAUCAAAAUUAAAGAGAUUUGGGUUUAGGUUCCUAAAUCACUACGGUGCUCUUAAAAAUGCUAAGCAAGAUAUCUCUUAUUUACCAAAAAUAAACACUUUUUAAUCCUCUACAAGAGCAUGCAUGCCUUUUAGAAAUACCCAUUUUGUUUACAUGGUUUUGUAUUGUAUUAUAUAAUUUUAACUUUCUAGGAUUUCUAUAUCAAACCUGCCAGUGACAAAUGCAAAAUAUGCUGCUUGAAAAAAAAAAAUCAGAAUUUUAAUAGUUUUUUAAACAGUGUAUGAGAGUGAGAAUGACUCGACUGAUCCUGUAUAUUUUUGGAGGAAGGACUUUUCACUGUGUGAAUUCAUAUAGGAAGCCUGACUUAUUUUAUUUCUAAGUCGAUGAGGAUGAGAACUGUGAUGUACUCUUGUCCCACUGUCCGCAGGGAAAGAAGUGGGUGGCAAGUUGUGCACAAACACUACAGAUCUCUGAACGCUGUAUUUGAUGUUUACUCUAUUAGACUUUCUACCGAGUACCUUUGUGUCUCUGGCAAGCUGCCACAGCAUCUCCAGUUGCUGGCAAGAAGGCGGUCCUGCAGGCGCUUGGUACCCUUUGCUGUUGCAGCAAAAUGUGUUCUUCACCUGAACGUUUCCUGUAUUCUCUCUUGGAUAGAUGCCUUUAUUUUUAAGAAGUGCAUUUAAUCACUGUACGUAUGUAUAAAUGGAGUCAACUCCUACUUGUAACGUUUUAGGUAAGGAACUUAAGGUAUGGAAACAAAAAGACCUAUGAUUGUACAUAAUGGGGCCGUCUUACAACUUCAGGAUGUAGGGUAGAAGGUGUGCAUUAGGAAUUUUGUCAACUGUUUUUAAUAUGGAAACUUUUACGUUUCAUUGUCUGUUUGAGAGUUUAACCAUUAUAUUUGUUUUUCCUGAAAAAGCAUACGAACUCACAAAGUGUCUGAAGCAUUUUUCUUGCCUUGUUCGACUUUGUACAGAGUACUGAAAAAUCUUUAUGUGUAACAACCAUUUGUACUGACACAUCAUUCAUCAGACAUUGUAUGAUUACAUAAGCCAUUUGUACUGAAGGUCCUUUGCUAUAAACUAUUUCAAGAGUGAAAACUCAAUGGAAAUUUUCAUAGAUGAGAGACUUGCUACAUUUAGGAUACACUGAAAUUUAGUACACACAUGCUUUCAUCUAGGAAUAUCUGUUUCAGGUGCUGGGCAACAGGAAGUUUGAAUUUCACUCCCAUCAUAAGCUGAAGUGGCUCCUUCUUUGUUGUGAUUUGCAGUGCUUAAUUUCCACUCUGACUGAGGUGGAGACUGUCCAAAUCAGCAUUUUUUCUGGAGAUUACUCUGCAUAAGCACUGCUUCAAAGUGUACUUUUUAUCCCUGUAGUUUUAGUGUGCAGAUGUGAAGCAGAUGCCUUGCAUGUGGCAGGCAUCCAUAUGUAUCCAUGCCACUGCUCAGUGGGAGAGCCGUUUGACUUCUGGAUGAGGAGACGUGCCGACACUUCCGGCAUUCAUGUUGUUGUGUGUGAAUAACUUUAGUUACAAACAUUGCCCCCUCCUCCAUUCAGUGGUCUCAUGAAAACGCCAUGUUUUAACCACCCUUCUGUGCCUGCAAGGUGGAAGAGAAUACAAUCCUCUGUGACACCUGCGGCAGGUCAGCAUUCUGUGCUCUGUGCACACGUGCCUAUCACAAGUCAAAGUUUUAUUCUUAGAGCCUGAGCUAAGUGAACUCCUGUUAUCCACCGACAUCUCUUAGUAGCUCGCUGGAUAUUUUAUUUAGCUCUUGGCAAAAUUCUUUGCUUUUAGUUGAUAAAGCUAAGGUGGGUAGAACACUUCAGUGAAGUAAGCAUUCACUAAAGGGCCCGACUCUAAAGCAUCUGCUGCUCCCACAUGACAUCCAUUCAGUGAAUGGGUGCUCUCCUGGUGAGUGAGGCGUCGUUGGGUGCACAGCAGCAGUGCCAGGGAUGCAUUUCCAGCUAGAAAUAACAAAUCUCAGAGUUGUAAGAUUGGGCACGUUGAGAUUUUUGGGCUUGUCUGAAGUGGAAUAUUUCUUUUUAUGUCAACCACACACACACACACACACACACAAUUCUGGAGUUUCUUAUUUUCAGCAUUACUUAAGGUGAGAUUUACCCUUUGUGAUCAAAAUGUCCAAAUUACUGUCAGUCUAAUUUCCUGAUUCAUUUUGUUAAAACCAGUCUCUUUGUUGUUUUCGAUGUUGGGCACAUCUGACGUUUUUCUUUGCAUCACUUCUGUAGAUGAACAUUAUUCUAAAAGGAAUUGAGUGGCUGAAUGCAUUGUAUGGCUUUGAGGUUACACCUGGGUGCAUGCACAAUGCCAGUGAAUGAGCUAAUAGCUACCAGUUAAUGAGUAACAGAAUUAAUUACUUGCACUGCCAGAAUGCAGGAAUUCAGUCAUAUAUCAAAUGAACAAACCUGCUGCUUGGUACCUAAGUCCCUAAAUCUAAUCACCAGCCUCUGGCUAAGGCUGUAGUUCCUGAAAUCAAACUGUAUGCAAAACAGAGAGCAAGAGUCGGUCCAAGAAGCUUGACUUCAUCAACACCACCAUACCUCUGGUAGGAAGUGACUAUUGCACGUAUCAUUUUUUUAUGCCCAAGUGGUAUUGGCCGAAGAAAGUACUUCUGCUAAAUGGAGCAUCCUAAAAGGUAAUCAAAACUCAUGGCAGAAAAAAAUGCAGGAAGUACCAAGAUGAAAAGUGCUGUGGUAAAACGUGAGAAACUCUCAGUUCCGUGCUGAAGACAAGGUCCAUCUGAGCCACCUCCCGACCAGGUGCACCCUUGUGCUAAGCUUGCUCUCAGGUUUCUGGUAGGAGGGUGACACUGAUCAAUAAUUUGUGGAGUGAGUGGUUUUUCCUCUCCUGACGCAAGCAUGGCUCAGCAACCACCUGAAGUUGCUAAAAAACAAACACAACAAAAGCAAACCCAAAGAUCUGGGCCAGGAGAAAUGCUGUUGUCAUUGCAAAGAUAAGGACUCAUUGCUACUAAUACAUGACUGAAUCUUACUGGCAAGUUCACGUGAUCUAAAUGGCUAAAGCAGAUGUGUACAUAACUGUGUUUGUCACCUUCACAAACUCAAGUAAAUGUAGUAUAUUUUUAGAAAAAAACUCAACCUAUCUUUCAGUAAAUUCUCAAGUGGUAAAAUAAAUGUUUAAAAAUGAA